This is a messenger RNA of Rangifer tarandus platyrhynchus (Svalbard reindeer), 516 nucleotides long. The record is from the annotation of a GenBank genome assembly. Lineage: Eukaryota; Metazoa; Chordata; Mammalia; Artiodactyla; Cervidae.
AUGCCCCCGCCUCGGCCAAACCAUCCUUCAGACACCCGCGCCGCCGCCUCACAACAUGUCGGCCGCAGCCGCUGCCGGAACCGGGACGGUGUCCUGGGAACGAAUACGGACAGAACCAGGCACAAGGGGGCCGGCGGCGGCGUCUACUGUGACCGUUUAGCCCGAACGCAGAUCGUGGAAGCCGAAGCCACCCCAACGGUGGUCCCUCCAGAGGCCAGAGAAGGUUUACUGGAAGCCUCUCCCGAUACCCUUUGCGCUACCGGAAGCCUCGCCCCCACACGUUACCCUCCCCCCCCACUUCCAGACCAACUUCCGGGUGUGGCAGCCGCCCUUCCCCCACCCUGGCCGGCGGGAACCGCCCGUCUUCUCCGCCAGCAGCUUCCGCCUGCCGCAGUCCCGGCACGCGUUCUGGGAUCUCGCCCCUUCCCAGGGAUAGUGACCGGGCGAGCGCGCGCCUCGCGGUACCGAAGACACCCGAGGACGCGCCAGGGCUUCGGCACCAGACGCGGGUUGUGA